This is a messenger RNA of Aureobasidium uvarum, 1656 nucleotides long. The record is from the annotation of a GenBank genome assembly. NCBI's taxonomy places the organism in Eukaryota, Fungi, Ascomycota, Dothideomycetes, Dothideales, Saccotheciaceae.
AUGUUCUCUUCGGAGAAGAAGGAGGCUAGCAUUGGCGCAAAAUCCGUGCAAGAUGGACCAUACCACUCAUCGAGCCCCAGCUCAAUCUCCCACGAAGAUGUCGAGGGUUCGCCAGUUCCAGGCACGACAGUGCAGCUCAAGCGUAGACUGCAGUCGCGUCAUUUGCAGAUGAUUGCUAUUGGUGGAACAAUCGGUACAGGUCUCUUCAUCGGUUCUGGAGGCGCACUCGCAAAUGCUGGACCUGCCGGCGCAUUGAUCGCAUACGCCUUUGUCGGUACACUCGUGUACAGCGUCAUGGUCGCCCUGGGCGAAAUGGCCACUUUCCUCCCCGUUUCCGGCGCCUUUACAGCAUACGCAUCCCGUUUCGUCGACCCUAGUCUUGGGUUUGCCAUGGGCUGGAUCUACUGGUUCUCAUGGGCCAUGACUUAUGCGCUCGAGUUGACUGCUAGCGGUCUGAUCAUUCAAUACUGGGACGCCGACCUCAACAUUGGGAUUUUCAUCGGCACAUUCUGGGCAGUUAUAUCGCUCGUCAACUUCCUUCCUGUCUCCUUUUACGGCGAGGUUGAAUUCUACUUCGCGAGUAUCAAAGUCCUCACGGUGAUCGGAUUCAUGAUUUUUGCUAUUUGCGUCGAUGCAGGAGUUGGACAACACGGAUACCUGGGCUUUGACACAUGGAAGAACCCUGGCGCCUUCGCGCCUCAUAUCGUCGAGAACAACGAGGCUGUCGCCAAGUUUGUCGGUUUCUGGGCUGUUUUGAUCCAGGCCGGUNNUUUCUCCUACCAGGGAACCGAGCUCGUCGGUAUCGCAGCUGGUGAGACCAGCAACCCUCGCAAGACUGUCCCUGCCGCCAUCAAGAAGACUUUCUACCGUAUUGUCUUCUUUUUCGUUCUAACCAUUUUCUUCAUUGGUCUUCUGGUUCCCUACGACAACCCAGAUCUCGUUUCCGACCACACCGAUGCAUCCGCCUCGCCUUUCGUUAUCGCUGCAAACCUUGCUGGCGUAAAGGCGCUCCCUAGCAUCAUUAACGCAGUCCUCCUCUGCGUUGUCCUCAGCGCCGCCAACUCAAACGUCUACUCUGGCUCGCGUAUUCUCGUCGGUUUGGCCGAGCAGGGCUCCGCACCCAAAUGGAUGGGCCGCACCACUGCCAGCGGAGUCCCUUACUUCGCCGUUGCCUUUACCGCCGCCUUUGGUCUCCUCGGUUUCAUGAACGAAUCCAACUCUGGCGGUCAAGUUUUCAACUGGCUCGUCAACAUCACUGGUGUCGCCGGCUUCAUCACCUGGACCUGCAUCAACAUCUCUCACAUCGCAUUCAUGCGCGCCCUCGCCGCCCGUGGUGUUUCCCGCGAUACCCUUCCCUACAAGGCAAUGUGGCAGCCCUUCUUCUCUUGGUACGGCGUCUUCUUCAACAUCUUGAUUAUCCUCACGCAAGGAUUUACUUCGUUCAUGCCUUGGAACACCAGCGACUUCUUCAUCGCAUAUGUUUCGCUGAUGUUGUUUGCUGCCUUGUAUGCUGGCCAUAAGCUUGUUUACCGUCAACCUUUUGUCAAGCCCAUCGAGGCUGAUCUCGAUACCGGUCGUAAAGAGAUUGAGGAGAUGCACUUUGAAGAGGCCGAGCCCGUUGGUGCUUGGCAAAAGUUCUGGGCUUGGAUGGGUUAA